UACCAUGCUGCUACCAAGGUCUGCUCUCCUCCUCACUCUGCUCCUGGUCCCUGGCAUCCCCGGUCAGAGACAGAAGAAGCCCCCACUACCUCUGGUCCCCAUUGACAAAAUCCAACCUCAGGCCAACUUCGACCCGAAUCAGUUUUCAGGAAAGUGGCUCCUGGUGGCUGUGGCCUCAAAGUGCGGCCAUCUUCUGGAGUCCAGCCAUAGGUCUGAGGCCACGUCGGUGCAGGUUGCAGUGUCCGGCCCAGCGUUGGCUGUCAACACAUUCAGGAAACUGGAUGGGAUCUGUUGGCAAAUCAAACAAAAGUAUGAGUCCACCAAGCUCCAGGGUAGAUACCAUCUGCCAGGCCAACGACGCAGCAAGGGUGUGGAGGUGGUGGUGGGGGACACCGAUUACCACCAGUAUGCCAUCUUGUACUUUCAGAAGGCCCAACAAUUCUCCAUAAAGCUCUACGCCCGCUCCUUCCCUGUAAGUGAUGAUGUCUUGAGCAAGUAUGAACAACAUGUCACCGAUGCUGCCCUAAGUGAAGACUUCAUCUUUUACUUCCCCACCUAUGGGUUCUGUGAUUUCUCACAUGACUUCCAGGUCCUGGAUGAAGUGAAAAGCUGAGUUGGAAUGGAGAGGCCUGGGCCUGGCACAGUUCACUCUCCAGUGAGAGCAAGGAGGGGUUGUCAGCUGCUCCUGGGGCUUCCUUAUGACUACUGUCCAUUCAGACAUCAGGGCCUGGUCCCAGAGUAUGGGACUGGUGUUUUCUCUGGACCUUUGCCCCUGAUAUUUUCCCAGCCUCUAACCCAAUGACCCUAAUUUCAAUGACUUCUGAUUUUACUGACCCCUAACUCCAGCAAAGACCUUGAUUUCCAGGUGGGUCAAAUAAACUCCACCCUUUUCAGCCUGCCUACCAUUGGAAAGUCCAUAAAGGAGCUCAAGGACUAGUGAGACUGGAGUGUAAGAGGGUGGUUUGUUUUUUCAUUAAAAUUUUUCCUUGCCCCAUCUGA
Molecule: messenger RNA, 999 nt
Organism: Gracilinanus agilis (Agile Gracile Mouse Opossum)
Lineage: Eukaryota; Metazoa; Chordata; Mammalia; Didelphimorphia; Didelphidae
Gene: C8G
Product: complement C8 gamma chain
Exons: 7
Coding region: 5-613 (202 amino acids)
Biological process (GO): complement activation
Cellular component (GO): membrane attack complex
Source: RefSeq, a predicted model, not a curated record